AUGGCUCUAAUUGAAGCCUUGUUAACCUCCAGUCCAGAUCUACGUCGGAUUUACGUGGUAGUUCGUGAGAAAAAGGGGUUAAAGCCGGCUGAACGUAUUUUUAAGCUUCUCUCCAGUGAGAUUUUUGACCAUUUACCGCCAGAGACAAAGGCAAAGGUGGUACCCAUUCUCGGGGAUCUUACUGCUGAGAACUUUGGCAUAGAGCCGAGCAUACUGGCCGAAAUCAGGGGGACAGUAACUGUUGUGUACCACAAUGCAGGCCUCAUUAAAUUCAAUCGGAGUCUCAAAGACACAGUUCUAAUGAAUGUCUUAAGCACUUUACGAUGUAUAGAACUAGCCAAAAGUCUUGCUAAACUCUCAGCCUUUAUCUACACUUCUAGUAUCACAGCAAAUACGAAUAUUCAAGGGAAGAUCAGUGAAAAGGUUUACAAGACCAAGCGAUCACCAAAAGAAAUGAUUAUGCUAGCACUAGAGUCACCUUCAACACUCGAUAAAGUUCCUGAAAUUAAGUCUGACAUGAUUGAGGGGCAUGUAAAUUCUUAUACUUAUUCCAAGCAGCUAGCUGAGAAUCUGAUUCUUGAGGAGCUGAGUGGUUUUCCAGCUGGUAUUGUCAGACCAGCUUUAGGUAUUGGCUUACAUAUCCAAUUUACGGAUUCUAUGAACAUAAAGUUCCAGGAUGGAUGGGAACGUCAACAGCUGGACAAUGUGGCCAAAUUAAAGGUCACGUAA
This is a messenger RNA of Phlebotomus papatasi, 729 nucleotides long. RefSeq names its product putative fatty acyl-CoA reductase CG8303. Gene Ontology annotation, molecular function: alcohol-forming very long-chain fatty acyl-CoA reductase (NADP+) activity. The transcript is spliced from 2 exons. NCBI's taxonomy places the organism in Eukaryota, Metazoa, Arthropoda, Insecta, Diptera, Psychodidae. The coding region runs from base 1 to 729 and encodes 242 amino acids. The record is from RefSeq and is a predicted model, not a curated record. Gene Ontology annotation, cellular component: peroxisome. Gene Ontology annotation, biological process: long-chain fatty-acyl-CoA metabolic process.